Messenger RNA from Trichechus manatus latirostris (Florida manatee), 3227 nucleotides. RefSeq names its product PMS1 homolog 1, mismatch repair system component (gene PMS1). Bases 261 to 3047 code for a protein of 928 amino acids. The transcript has 14 exons. NCBI's taxonomy places the organism in Eukaryota, Metazoa, Chordata, Mammalia, Sirenia, Trichechidae. Gene Ontology annotation, molecular function: ATP binding; mismatched DNA binding; ATP hydrolysis activity. Gene Ontology annotation, biological process: mismatch repair. Gene Ontology annotation, cellular component: MutLalpha complex. The record is from RefSeq and is a predicted model, not a curated record.
CUGCUGGGCUUCGGGGGGACGCUGCCCUGUCGCCGCGAGUGGAUGGUUAUUGCCCAGCUCGCGCGAGCGUGAAGGUACACCUGCCAUCCUUAACUGACUCCCGUACUGGUCAUCAGCACUGUUUCUGGAGUGUUGCAUUUCCCUCUCAGCAAAUAUGGAAGACUGACUAUCCUGACAUUCUCAGACAUUCCAUGCUGUGACUCGUAAGCCUGACAUCAAUCCUUCCUCCCUCCAAAAGAGCCACUCUGCUAAAAGCUAGAAUGAAACAGUUGCCUGCAGCUACAGUUCGCCUCCUUUCAAGUUCUCAGAUAAUCACUUCAGUGGUUAGUGUUGUAAAAGAGCUCAUUGAAAACUCCUUGGAUGCUGGUGCUACCAGCAUAGAUGUUAAACUGGAGAACUAUGGAUUUGAUAAAAUUGAGGUGCGAGACAAUGGUGAAGGUAUCAAGGCUGUUGAUGCACCUGUAAUGGCAGUGAAGUACUAUACCUCAAAAAUAAAUAGUCAUGAAGAUCUUGAAAAUUUGACAACUUACGGUUUUCGUGGAGAAGCCUUGGGGUCAAUUUGUUGUGUAGCUGAGGUUUUAAUUACAACAAGGACAGCUGCCGAUAAUUUUAGCACCCAGUAUGUUUUAGAUGGCAGUGGCCACAUAAUUUCUCAGAAACCCUCACAUCUUGGUCAAGGUACAACUGUUACUGCCUUAAGAUUAUUCAAGAACCUACCUGUAAGAAAGCAGUUUUACUCAACUGCUAAAAAAUGUAAAGAGGAAAUUAAAAAAGUCCAAGAUCUCCUCAUAAGCUAUGGUAUUCUUAAACCCUACUUAAGGAUUAUUUUUAUACAUAACAAGGCAGUUAUUUGGCAGAAAAGCAGAGUAUCAGAUCACAAGAUGGCUCUUAUGUCAAUUCUGGGAACUGCCAUUAUGGGCAAUAUGGAAUAUUUUCAGCACCACUCUGAAGAGUCUCAGAUUUAUCUAAGUGGAUUUCUUCCAAAGCAUGAUGCAGACCACUCUCUCACAAGUCUUUCAACUCCGGAAAGGAGUUUCAUCUUUAUAAACAAUCGACCAAUACAUCAAAGAGACAUAUUAAAGUUAAUCCGGCAUUAUUACAAUGUGAAGUUCCUAAAGGAAACUACUCGUUUGUAUCCCAUUUUCCUUCUAAAAAUUGAUGUGCCUACAGCUGAUGUAGAUGUAAAUUUAACACCAGAUAAAAGUCAAGUAUUACUACAGAAUAAGGAAUCUGUUUUAAUUGCUCUUGAAAAUCUGAUGACGGCUUGUUAUGGACCACUACCUAGUACAAAUUCUUGUGACAAUAAUAAAACAGAUGUUUCCUCAGCUGACAGGGUUGUUAAUAGAACAGCACAAACAGAUGCGGUUUUUAAUGAAAUGGAAUCAUCUGCAGAUAAUUAUCCAAAUGUUGAUACUUCAGCCAUUCUUUCCCAAAAUGAUGUACAGAAUGAUGAAUCUGGAAAAAACACUAAUAAUUGUUUAAAUCAUCAGUUAUAUGUUGGUGAUCAUUGUGAUGGUCAUUUUAGCAGUGAAAAUUCUAGUAUUGAUAAGGACGCUGGAAAUACAUUUCAGGAGAUCCCAAUUAGUAGUUUAUCGUGUGAAGACACCCAAAGCAAAUAUCGUGAAACUUGUUUUGUAGGUUCUAGUAAGCAUAUCGAAUCAGAAAAUGGCAAUAAAGGCCAUAUAAAUGAGAGUGAGGAAAAUGAAGAAGCACCAGUCCUUGAGACAUCUUUGGAAAUUUGUGCAGAUGACUGGAGUAAGGGAAAUGUACUUAAAAAUUCUGUAGGAAAGAACAUUGAACCUGUGAAAAUUUUAGUGCCACAGGAGAGUAUAGCAUGUAAUAAUAAUCCAAGCCCUGAACCAAAGAUUCUCAGUGAAGGUCCCUCUAACAAAAAGUCAAAUGUAGUUGAUAACAAAUCUGGAAAGCUUACAGCUUAUGAUUUAAUUAGCAAUCGAGUAAUCAAGAAACCCAUGGCAGCAAGUGCUCUUUUUAUUCAAGAUUAUCGUGCUCAGUUUCUCGCAGAAAAUUCUAAGGCUAAUUUAAAGGAUGCAACAGUACAAAUUGAAGAACUGUGGAAGACAUUGAGUGAAGAGGAAAAACUGAAAUACGAAGAGAAGGCUGCUAAAGACUUGGAGCGAUACAAUAGGCAAAUGAAGAGAGCCACUGAACAGGAGUCACAAAUAUCAUUAAAAGAUGGCGGGAAAAAGACAAAACUCAUCAGUGCAUGGCAUUUGGCCCAGAAGCACAAGUCAAAAACUUCAUCAUCUAAUCAGGCAAAACUUGAUGAGCUCUUUCAGUCCCAAAUUGAAAAAAACAAGACCGAAAGUAUUAAAAUAGUACAGAUCCCCUUUUCUAUGAGAAACUUAAAAAUAAAUUUUGAGAAGCAUAAGAAAUUGGACUUAGAAGAGAAUGAUGAACUUUGCUUGAUCCACAAUCUUAAGUUUCCUGAUGCCUGGCUAAUUGCAUCGAAAAAAGAAGUAAUGUUAUUAAAUCCGUAUAGAAUGGAAGAAGCCCUGCUUUUUAAAAGACUUCUUGAGAAUCAUAAACUUCCUGCAGAGCCACUGGAAAAGCCAAUUAUACUAACAGAGAGUCUGUUUAAUGGAUCUCAUUAUUUAGAGGUUUUAUAUAAAAUGGCAACAGAUGACCAAGGAUACAGUGGAGCAACUUACCUGUCUGAUCCUCGUCUUACAGCAAAUGGCUUUAAGAUAAAAUUAAUACCAGGAGUUUCCAUUGCUGAAAACUACUUAGAAAUAGAAGGAAUCGCUAAUUGUCUCCCAUUCUAUGGAGUAACGGAUUUAAAAGAAAUUCUGAACGCUGUAUUAAACAAAAAUGCAAAGGAAGUUUAUGAAUGUAGACCUCGAAAAGUGAUAAGUUAUUUAGAGGGAGAAGCAGUGCGUCUAUCUAGACAGCUACCCAUGUACUUAUCAAAAGAGGACAUCCUAGACAUUGUCCACAGAAUAAAGCACCAGCUUGGAAAUGAAAUUAAAGGAUGUGUUCAUGGUCGCCCAUUUUUUCAUCAUUUAAUUCAUCUUCCAGAAACUGAUUAACUAUGUUUAAGAAAGCUAGUUGAAAUUGGUUCAGUCAUAAGACAUUUUGAGUCAGUUUUUAAACCAUCUUUUGUAUUAUUAUGUGUUAAAGUUUGUUUUAUAAAUGAGGGUUCACUGGCUUGUCUGUAUAAUGAGAAGUUUUUCAAAAAUUGUAGAAAAAUUAAACUAGUAUAGACUAUU